Molecule: messenger RNA, 1575 nt
Organism: Arctia plantaginis
Lineage: Eukaryota; Metazoa; Arthropoda; Insecta; Lepidoptera; Erebidae
Source: the annotation of a GenBank genome assembly
AUGGGUAACCUAAUUCCCGGACCCGAAACUGUACCGUUUUUUGGGAAUGCACUUAUUGCUUUAGGCAAAACUCCUGAUGAUUUAAUACAAUACUGUCUCGUACAGCAAGCCAAGUAUGGUAGUGUAGUUCGUGGUUGGCUCGGCUCCAAGUUGGUAAUAUUUCUUGCGGAUGCUCAAGAUGUUGAAGUAAUCCUAAAUAGUCCCAUACAUAUUGACAAAGCUCCGGAAUAUAAUUUUUUCAAGCCUUGGCUAGGAGAAGGACUGCUUAUUAGUAGCGGUAAUAAAUGGCGUUCACAUCGAAAAAUGAUAGCUCCAACUUUUCAUAUCAAUAUUUUAAAGUCAUUUAUUGGUGUUUUCAACCAAAACAGCAAGAAAGUAGUCGAAAAACUGCGAUCAGAAGUGGGCAAAACAUUUGACGUACAUGAUUAUAUGAGCACAGCAACCGUGGAUAUACUACUAGAAACGGCUAUGGGUAUCACUAGAAAAACACAAAAUGAAUCUGGGUUUGAUUACGCAAUGGCUGUAAUGAAAAUGUGUGACAUCAUACACCAGAGGCAUUACAAGUUUUGGUUGCGUUUUGAUCCCAUAUUUAAAUUAACGUCCUUCUUCAAGGAACAAAAAAGACUUUUGAGUAUAAUCCAUGGACUUACAAAUAAGGUUAUCAAAAGUAAAAAAGAGACAUAUUUUGAAAAUAUAUCAAAAGGUUUUAUUCCACCUACUCUUAACGAGUUGACAAGUCAGACAGAGAUCAGUAUUGCUGAUAAAAAUAUAUUAGCCAACCAAGCGAAAACUCUUUCGGAUACAGUUUUCAAAGGUUAUCGGGACGACUUAGAUUAUAAUGAUGAACAGGAUGUUGGUGAAAAGAAACGACUUGCUUUCUUAGAUCUAAUGAUCGAAUCUGCACAAAACGGUUCACAUCAGCUCACAGAUAAUGAAAUUAAAGAGGAGGUGGAUACUAUUAUGUUCGAGGGCCACGAUACUACAGCAGCUGGCUCUAGCUUUGUGCUUUGUCUACUGGGAAUCUAUCAUGAUGUCCAAGCCAAAGUUUAUAAUGAGUUAUAUAACAUCUUUGGAGACUCUGACAGGCCCGUCACCUUUGCUGAUACAUUGGAGAUGAAAUACCUCGAAAGAGUAAUACUUGAAACGUUAAGAUUGUACCCACCUGUACCAGCUAUUGCUAGGCAGCUAAAUCGUGACGUGAAAAUUGCAUCCAAAGACUAUGUUCUUCCGAAGGGAGCAACUGUAGUAAUAGGCACGUAUGCAAUCCAUCGCAGUCCCAAAUACUACAAAGAUCCUAAUACUUUUAAUCCUGACAAUUUUUUGCCCGAAAAUGCGUCAUGCAGACAUUACUAUAGCUAUGUUCCAUUCAGUGCCGGACCUAGAAGUUGCGUUGGCCGUAAAUAUGCUUUACUCAAGCUCAAGAUUUUACUUUCUACUAUUUUGAGAAGCUACAAAUGCAUAUCAGAUAUCCCUGAAAGUAAAUUCAAACUCAAAGGCGACAUCAUUUUGAAGAGAUCAGACGGAUUUCAACUUAGGAUUGUACCCAGGGAAAGAGUACCGUUGAAAACAGUUUAA